AUGGUGCCGUAUAACUCGCCUACUGUGGAAGGUGGGGUGUUCGCGUUGGACACUUGGUUUGGGCGGAGUUGGUAUAUGAACGCUCCGUUCUCCAAGUUGGAUGCUGGGGUCCAGAGGGUCAAGGCGGAUAGGGCCACUGCGACACUGGUCGUGCCGUAUUAUCCGGAGACUGCUUGGUUUAAGCAGAUGGUACCUUCGUUGGCGGAUACGCCGAUUGUGAUUCCGCCUGCGCAUGGGGUGUUCUUGAGGUAUGGGCGUGAGCCUAUGCCACCGCCGCCGUUUGUGACGUUGAUUUGUCAUCUCAGUCCGCGUUGUGAGAAGUUCACUUCGGCCGAGGGGUUUUGGGCGGCGGUGGAUGCGCAUCGACCUGUGACCAGUGCGUUGGUUAGGGCAUUGGCGAAUCGGCCGGAUGACUUGGAGUCUUGUAUAGUGCAGGAUCGAGUAGCUCCGGCAGUGGCUGGUGUUGUUGAGAAGCCGGUCCGUUGUGGCCAUGACCCCAGUUUGGGUGGUUUUGCCUUGAAACCGAUUGAGCAUGUGGUUGGGUCGUGUACUUUCAUGACGACUACUGUCAAGCCUGAUGAGUCGGUGUUGGAAGAGUCCGUGCGUCGGGCUGAGCGAGAGUAUGAUGUGCAUCGCGCGCGUGGAGUUGCUGUCAUGACUCGGGCGCAGAGGUUGCGGGCAUCUGCAGCUGGUGAGGAGCUGACUGUUGAGGAGUCGGUGUCGUUGUUGGU
Messenger RNA from Sphaeroforma arctica JP610, 731 nucleotides. RefSeq lists its product as hypothetical. The record is from RefSeq and is a predicted model, not a curated record. The transcript has a single exon. The annotation marks the transcript as partial. Lineage: Eukaryota; Ichthyosporea; Ichthyophonida.